This is a messenger RNA of Peniophora sp. CBMAI 1063, 888 nucleotides long. The record is from the annotation of a GenBank genome assembly. NCBI's taxonomy places the organism in Eukaryota, Fungi, Basidiomycota, Agaricomycetes, Russulales, Peniophoraceae.
AUGUUGCCUACAUACACACUGCUUUGCAUCUUGCUUGCCACCAUCGCCGUGCAAGCCCUACCACAUGCUCCUGCGAACCUGUGGCGCCGCGAUGACGAUGCUCAGAUCUACGAUAUGACCGAUCACUACUCUGCGAGAGCCGGCUGGACCAAUGCGAAUGCAUCGGUGCUCUCGAUACAUGGAGAAGUGCGAUUACCAUGGAUCCGAACGCCAGACGGGGGCAACAACGACUCCGUGUCUGUGUGGGUGCAGAUUGACGGUGAUAGCUGCCUGUCGGAUGCCCUUAUGGCAGGUAUUGACAUGACCCGUGUCAACGACCAGGAUAUGGCCUAUGAAGCGUGGUGGGCUGGCUACCCGAGCCCCGGAAAGACACGUUUCAACCAGACCAUUGAUGGUUGCGACCCAGACAACGACUUUCGCGUCGAUGAAACCGUUCAUCUUAUGGUAGACACAAGCGACGCAGCUGAGAUCCGUCUGAUGGUCAACAACUGCACGCACAGUAUUCUCGCAAAGCCACUCGACGCCGCGCUGUGCAGCAAAGACGCGUCCUGGCAUCUCGGACGAACGGACAAUAAUGGCACGGGUCUCGUUGUCAGUGACAGCAACGAUCUGGAGUUCACCUCAGCGUUUGCCACGUUCGCAUACGAUACCCUGGGAACGGACGGCGCCGGAUCAGUCAACACGACGAAUGGCACUGCAACGGCUACCGUGGGGCUCGACGGUAUAACGCCCGCCGAUAGUCCACACCCCGGUAUGCGUAUUGUCAACCCGGCAUACAGCCACACGAUCACUAAGCAUGACAUUACGGUCUCCUGUGGCUUUGGGUCUGACCCGACAACGGUGACAUGUCACCAGAAGGACGCCGCCGGCGACUCUGGUACCAGCUGA